Messenger RNA from Amoebophrya sp. A120, 7381 nucleotides. Lineage: Eukaryota; Dinophyceae; Syndiniales; Amoebophryaceae. The record is from the annotation of a GenBank genome assembly.
CAAUCUGGACGCAACCCCUGACUCUGUGUAAUUUUUUUAAUUUUCUUUGAAUAAAUAUAAAUUUUUCAUCCCCACCUCUCUCCCAACUUCUAAUUUCGGCUUUUCCUGCACCGCCGUUCUCGUUCUGACUGGAGAGUCCACUGCCUAUUAAACAACGACCUUUCCAAGAUGAUGACCCCCUCGGGCGAUUCCCUAUGCCGCAAGCCUUUUAUGGUGACAAUCAGCGGGAACAAUCUCGCCGCGCAGGCACCGCCGAGUGACCGCGAGGGAGAGAAGUCGCCAUCGGAAUCCGGCGGAAACCAGAAUCAUAACAUGCAAAACAAGCAGCAGGUUCCGAGCAACCCGGACUUCCUCCUCCUGGAGUCCCGCCGGUCCUCAUUCGAGAAUGAGGUCAGCUGUCGGUCGUCGCCCAUGCACUCCGUGGGCCAUUCGCUGUUCCAGAAAGCCCCGUCACCAACCGCACUUGCGAACGAGAUCAACACUGGGGGGCGGAACAGUCCGAACUUGGUCCAACAACAGGGCGGUGGAGCUAAUUCUACCGGGGAUGACCAGGCGGAUCAGAGCACGAGUAACUACUUGAUGCAGAACACGGUGUCGCAGACCUCGAACAACAAGGCUCCGUCGAGUAACGACAGCACGGUGGACGAUCUGCAGGAGCAGUUGCACUUUAUGGGCCCCUUGGUGACCUACGCGUACUCCGGGGAUUGUAACAAAGUGGUGAACAUAUUGGAACAGCGAGCGAACGUGAACAUGUGCACGCCCUUGGACAAGAGGACGGCGCUGCACUACGCAGCGGCGGCGGGAAGUACUUGAUAUACGUGAUUAUUUUCCUGUUGAUUUAUGGGUUUCAUUGAGUGGAUCUGCUGGAUUCCUCCAGGUGUGAAGUUUCUAGAGGACGUGUUAGUUAAGUACUGCUCGCAUAAUUUAUUGCGUGCUUCUGGCAUGUCUAUGUCUAUCUUUGUUAUUUUUCCACAACUAUACCUCCAGGUCUCGACGUUGUGAAACUUCUGAUCGAGGAAUAUGGUGCGAAAUCGAAGCCCGACCGCUUUGGCAUGCUGCCCAUCCACGAGGCGGAAAGACACCCCGACGUGCGGGUAUCCAGGAAAGAACACCCAUCCCCAUCCAUUUUUUGCAUGACAAAUAGUGGCUUUUAUGCAUGUUUUGCAUGACAAAUACAAAUUGGAUGGGGAUGGGGGUUUUUUCCUGGAUAGCGGGCUUACCUACACGACGUGGAGUCGGUCGAGCUCCUUUCGGAUAAAAUGAAGGACAAAAACAUGCCGAUCUUUUCCCCCCCGCAGACUAUCCAACCGGGAAUCUCCGUGUUCCUCCCGGCGAUGGGCGAUCUGCAGCGGUUGAAGGCGAAAGUGUUCCAACUCUGCACCCGAAUGUCCGACUUUUCGUACUACGUCGUCGCGCAGGAAGUGGACUACUUCUUCAACGUUUUGGGGUUGCACCAAAUGUACUUCGCCCACUUCACCGCGGCACAGAUCGCGAACCACAUCUCCGUUUUGCUAUCUUCGAAGAAGGUGAGUAAGGCCGCGGGCAGUGAGGACGUAUCUUUUGCGUUGGAGAACGUGGAUAAGGCGUUUUACUUGUCCUCGCUGGGAACACCGGAAACCCAGAUGAACGUGUACCACCAGGUGUGUGUAUCCACAGUGUGAAUUUUUUCCGGCAUACGAAUACAUCAAAUGCGGUUCCUGCAUGACAAAGCUUUCCGAUGGUGAUCCUAUUCAGCAUGACAACAAGUGGCGUGCUUUUUCAAAUUGACGAAUAAUCUUGUCCUUGUGCUCAACAUGCAUUUUGUACGUCGUGCGCGGGAAUGAACUUGUAUUGCAUAUUGAAACUACAUCCUCUACAAGGACCGGGACACGCUGGAAAGGAGGAAAAACUCCGAGCACAUCAACCAACAGGACGAGAGGUUCCAGAAGCAAAAUCUCUACGGGAAGUACGGGCCGUUGGAUAAGAGAAUCGAGCAGGACAAGAACAAAUUCAACGCGGACGGGCAGCUAUUAAGACAAGGAUUUUCCGUCAUGUACAUGGCCAGCGACAACCCAGCUUUCCAAGAUUCUAAGAACAAGGACAAUAUUCUCCGUCUCUUCAUCGUCGACCGAUUCUCCUUCGACAAACAGGUCUCCGAGGACGAGACGGAUUUGCAGAUGGUUGCGACGCCAAGGUUUUUGAGAACAAAAUCCGAAUACGCCUUGUCCCGCUACCAGCUGUUACUCGAUCAGGUCGUCGUAUCCAGGAAAAAAACUGUGUUAGUGUAGGUUUUUUGGGAAAACAGCAUCACAAGUUUGUCUGCCAUGACAGGAAAAACUUGUCAUGCGCAGAUAGGACGGGAAAACACGUAGGAACAAACGAGCCUAUCAUGCAUGUGGAGCAUGACAAGCGUAACCGUUUUGCAUUUUCUGCAUUACAGAGUUACACUACUUACACAGUUUUUUUCUUGCAUACGUCGCGAGCAAAAACGCGGUCGUGACGAGCAACACGGGGGAGAUGUACCCGCUGGAUGGGAAUGGAUACGUGGUGCAGUUUAUGCACUGCAAAAGUAACGUACUAGUAUAAAUUGCAUUACAAAUUUUGGCAAGAUGAAAAGUCGAAUUUGUAAUGCUGUUUUACCUUAGAUGGGAGAUUUCGAUUUGUCAUGCAUGUUUGCAAUUAGUACGAGUGCGAUACUUUUGCACAGGAUACAGUUUGCGACGGCCGAAUCGUCGCGAAAUUUCUACCUCCACGAGAUCGCGCAGUGCUUCCACUUCUUACAAGUGAAUCCGAAGAGGUUUUACAUCGAGUCCUUCGCCAACGGGGUGGUCACCUACACGUAUUUUUUCACGAAUACUAAUGCGACUGCGGAGCAGAUUGGGCGGUUGACAGACGUUUUGAAGUACAUCACGCAUUUGAAGAUGACGCCAAAUCGGAGUGGUUUGGUUUGGAACUGCGUCCUGAACGGGUAUCUAUCCCCCGAGAACAUGACGUACGUCCUCGCGCUGGUCAAAUUCGCGCACGCGUUCUUCCCGCGGGAGCAGCUGUACCCCCAGUUUGCGGAGCUCAAGUCGCAGCUGUCGUUUCACGCGGAGUCGCAGAACAAAUUCGAGGAGCUGUACAAGAAGGCACUGUUGGAGAUCUUAACGCCGGAAAGAAUUUACGUGUGUGCAGUGAAGCAUGUGCAGGUACUUACUUACUUCCGAACAGAAUUUUCGUUUUUUCGUUUUCCAAAAGAUAAAAAAAGUAUGGUGCACGACUUUGCAUGAAGAUUCCAAACGCAUAAAAAGUUUACCAAGCACACCGAUGUGAUCAUGAGCUCUAUCAAAAAAUACUUUUAGGUUCUCGCCGCUCUUUUCGACGAUUUCGAAAAAAUCGCCACCGGCAAACGCAAGCCCUUCUUCAACGAGGAGCUCUUCGAGAACCACUGCGGCAUGCUCCCCGAGGACGAGCGGCUGGUGAUGCGAACCUUUUGUCUGUUCAACGAAGCUUUACGGGUGACGAACUUCUUCAAGAAGAACGGCAUUCCCGGCGCGAUGGCGUUUCGGUUUGAUCCAAGCUUUUUGGUUUCUAACCGGGGCCCGGAUCUGUACCCCGAAGUGCCCUACGGCAUUUACAUGAUUGUUGGCCGCACCUUCUUUGGUUGGCACGUGCGGUUCCGGGAGAUCGCGAGAGGGGGGAUCAGAUGCGUGAAAUCGCCGUCGAAGGAGGCGUACACGAGGAACGCGGCGAGCUUGUUCGACGAGACCUACAAUCUCGCCUACACCCAGCAAAGGAAGAACAAGGACAUCCCGGAGGGGGGAUCCAAGGGGACCAUUCUGCUGGACUCCAUCAAUCAGGACUCCGCGAAGGACGCUUUUUUGAAGUACGUGGACGCUUUGUUGGACAUCAUGCAGGGGACCAUGGAGCAGACUUCGAACUUAAACAGUGGCGCUAGUCCGGCUAGUACAACAUCAGUGAGUAACAACAAACAAAACAAAACCAGAACCCCCCUGACGCCCUCUUCCUCAAAAAGCAAAAACUUUUCCGGCAUUUUUUCCCAUCUCCCGAACAACCAGCCAGAAACGCUAUUUUUCGGCCCCGAUGAGAACACGGCUGACUUCAUGAAGCUGGGCGCCUUACGUGCGAAGGAAAGGCGCUACCCCUUCGCGAUGGCGCUGACGACCGGGAAACCGCAGGAGCUGGGCGGCGUCCCACACGACUUGUACGGGAUCACGACCACGGGCGUGCACGAGUACGUGCUGUGUCUGCUGAAAGAGUUGAACAUCGAGGAGUCGUCGAUCACGAAAUUCCAGACCGGCGGCCCGGACGGGGAUUUGGGCAGCAACGAGAUUCUGAUCAGUAAGGACAAGACCGUCGCGAUCGUGGACGGUUUAUCCACAUAAAAAAACCCAUCCCCAUCCAAUUUGUCAUGCAAAACAUACAUGAAGUCCAGUGUUUGUCGUGCAAAAAAUGGAUGUGGAUGGGUUUUUUUCUGUGGAUACGGUUCCGGCGUCGCCUACGACCCAAAUGGGUUGGACCGCACGGAACUCGUCCGGUUGGCGAAGCUGAGGAAACCGAUCGCGAACUUCAACAAGCAGUUACUGUCGUCGAACAACGCUGGAGGUGCAGCUGGGACGAGCAAUAAUUCCGCGAAUACCCCGGACGGGUCGGCUUCGGUUGUUUCUGUGGAGCGGAACGUCUCCAACCAGUAUUCCGGUUUCGUGUACUCCGUCGACGACAGCAAUAUCACCCUGCCCGACGGCAGCACGUACAGAAACGGGGCCGAUUUGCGGAACGCUUUCCCUUAUCAAAUGCAAAAAUGUCUGGGUCUGGAAACUUGUGAUGUUUGUUGGGUGGCGUAUCGUGAGGAGGCCACAAAUGCUGGCUCAGCAUGAUAAGUUUCUGAGCUUCUAGGUGUUGCCUAUUCUGCAUUACAAACUGCGUUUCUGCAUGACAGAAAAGUGGCGCUCUUGGGUAACGUGCGUGCCAGAUGUGAGAGUCAUGCCAGACAAGCAUGACAAACAUGCACUCUUCCAGACCCAGACAUUUUUACAGUUGAUAUCCCUUUAACGACCUUCGCCCACGCGGAUCUGUUUGUCCCCUGCGGGGGCCGCCCGGCGACGAUCUCCAUGUCGAACGUGAAGCAGUUGAAGCGGGAAACCGACGGCGCGAUGCAGUGGAAGUUCGUCGUCGAGGGGGCGAACUUGUUCUUCACGGACCCGGCGCGGCUGUGGCUGGAGAAGCACGGGGUGAUUCUGUUCAAAGAUGCGAGUGCGAAUAUCCCACGAAAAAACUGUUUCACUGUGAUGAUUUUGCAAGAUCUGCAUCACAAGUUUGUUACACAUGACAGAGAAAACCUGGCAUGCGUGCUUCCUAAGGGAAAACACAGCUAAAAAUCCAAUGUCUUGCAUGUGUAGCAAGACAAACACACUUGCGCUCCGUUCUAUGCAUCACAAGUUUACAGUGAAGCAGUUUUUUCUUGCGAUAGCGAACAAGGGAGGGGUGACGAGCAGCAGUCUGGAAGUUUUCGCGGCGCUCGCCAUGGACCCGCAAACCCACGACACGCACAUGACAGUGAAACCGCUGGAACCGCCGCCGGUGAUGUACACGAAGUAUGUGCAGGAAAUCAUCUCCCGGAUCAAGGACAACUGCAAAAAGGAGUUCUACUGCAUCUGGAACCACACGAAAAUCGUAACUACCGGAGGUAAUAACUCGAAAUCCAACUCCGAUUCCGAGGGCGCGACCGCGGCAAAUCUCCACAACGCCGUGAACAUGAAGACCUGGGGCAGCACCGGCGGGUCCGGGACGACGUACAAUAAAUCACCGACAGCCGUUUCAGGUCUGCCGGCUUCAUCUCAGGUGAACAACUAUUUGAUCCCGCUUACCUCCCCGACAAGCAACAGCGCGUUGACCUCUUUCGCCAACCAGUACCAGCAGCAACAUCUCCCCUUCACCGAGGCGAAUUCCCGGACGAAACUGACCGCGGAACUCUCCACCGCGAUCACCGGGAUUCAUGAUUCCUUGAUGCUGAACUUGGAUUUAGACGACCCGAACUCCACGGAUAUUGCGCUGGUGAACUACGUGUUAACCAAGGCGAUUCCGAAACUGUUGCUGGAAAAGAUUGGGCUGGAUCAGAUGGUCCAAAGGUGUCCGCAGGCGUAUUUGAAAGCGAUGUGUGCGGCGUACAUCGCGAGUUCGUACGUGUACAACACGGGACUAGCGAACAACACGCCCUACGCCUUCCAUCAGUACAUGCUCAAGCUGCAGAAAGAAGCGGACCAGGCGAUCUUGAUUUCGCCGGAGCUGUCGCACAAUUCGUUCGGCAGUGGCUUUAGCGAGAAGGUGGGGUUUGGGAAGACGGCGUUAGACGCAGUGAAGUUUUAGACGAGGUGGACAGCCGAUGGGUAGUUUCGAUACUUAACUUCUGGACAGCAAAGGGCGAGGCUCAUCGUCGCUGUUGUAUCGUAGUCACGUUUAUCUAUUUGGUUCUUAGAAAAAGAACGCAUGUAAUUAGAGUUGUUGUCGAAAUUCCAAUACGGUUACGGUUUCCAACCUUAAGAAAAAUACCUUACACGACUUUUUUGUCAGCGUAGUCACAUUGAUUCGGCGAAAGAGAAAAAAACAGAAAGCGGAAGUGACCACGCAAGAACGACAGGAUCAAUGAAUAACACCACCCCAGACGUCUUUCGUUACGUCGAUUCUUAGUGGGAAACAAUUUUACUGAUACUCUGGGCUUCAUGUUGUCUACGCGUGUACUAAAAUAUUUCACAAAACGCAGGUAAAUCCAGUGUCAGCAUCAUGAUCGUAACACUAGUUACUUGCGACUUGGGCUUUACGAAAUCCACGAUGAAAUUACACUCUUUCCUUUCGCCGUGUAAAUAAAAGACCUAUUACUCAUGUAUGAUUUUUUCAAGCCGUUAUCGCAACGCAUCGACCAAUGUGAAAAAAUGCGAGAAAGUUUCUAAUGAUUAUGUCUCCUCUUCUACCACUCCAGGUUCAGUGUAAAAUAGCCAGAAAGAACAGCACAACUAUACGCAAAGUCAUAGCAUAAGCACAGGGCGCACCACCACAACAGCCUUUUUUUUCACGGUGCCCGUCUGGAGGGACGUUUAUUUUUUUCUCUCCUGUAAGGAGACGGGUCAUUUAGUUACUUCACCUAUUAAUAGUUCGUCUAGUUGCAGCAGAGAUGACUGCUGUUUAGUGCAGUGAAAGCAAUACCAUCACGUGGUUGAUUAGUUUAAAGAUUCCAGCGAACAGUAAUCACGACGAAAUUCCUACUCUUUGUUGUGGUUAGCAACUGUUGCCAAACCCAAACCAUUGUCAUUGAUAUAUACCUGAAAAAUGGGGAAGGACAAAAAUGGACAACGACAAAGUAGUUUUGUUUCGUAUUUGUUUUUUCAAUACGCAAAUCAAAUCGCGG